AUGGGUAAGAAGAAGGUGAACCCUUUUGAUCGUAAGCAAUUUUAUGACAUUCAAGCUCCAUCUACUUUUACCAAUACUUAUGUUGGUAAGACUUUGGUUAACAAGAGUGCUGGUACUUUUUCUAGUACUGAUGCUUUAAAGGGUAGAGUUUUUGAAGUUAACUUGGGUGAUCUUACUCUGGAGGAUAAUGCUUAUAGAAAGGUUAAGCUUAGAGCUGAUGAAGUUCAAGGUAAUAAGAUCUUGACUAAUUUCCAUGGUAUGGAUUUCACUUCUGACAAGUUGAGAUCAUUGGUUAGAAAGUGGCAAUCAUUGGUUGAGGCUAACGUUACUGUCAAGACUGCUGAUGAUUAUGUUUUGAGAGUUUUCGCUAUUGCUUUCACCAAGAGACAAGCUAACCAAGUCAAGAAGACUACUUAUGCUCAAUCAUCCAAGUUGAGAGAGGUUAGAAAGAAGAUGGUUGAGAUUUUGACCAGAGAAGUUUCCAACUCAACCUUGUCUCAAUUGACUUCUAAGUUGAUUCCUGAAGUCAUUAGUCGUGAGAUUGAAAAGUCUACUCAAACCAUUUUCCCAUUGCAAAAUGUUCACAUUAGAAAAGUCAAGUUGUUGAAACAACCUAAAUUUGAUUUGGGUUCUUUGUUGGCUUUGCACGGUGAAGCUUCUGAGGAAAAGGGUAAGAAGGUUGCUGGUGGUUUCAAAGAUGUUGUCUUGGAAUCUGUUUAA
This is a messenger RNA of Lodderomyces elongisporus, 720 nucleotides long. It is a transcript of the gene RPS1, whose product is annotated as 40S ribosomal protein eS1. Lineage: Eukaryota; Fungi; Ascomycota; Pichiomycetes; Serinales; Debaryomycetaceae. The record is from RefSeq and is a predicted model, not a curated record. The coding region runs from base 1 to 720 and encodes 239 amino acids. Gene Ontology annotation, biological process: translation. Gene Ontology annotation, cellular component: ribosome; cytosol. Gene Ontology annotation, molecular function: structural constituent of ribosome. The transcript is spliced from 2 exons.